AUCACAUAUAAUAAUUAAGAAGAUGAUUUAAUUCAUUUACUAUAUAGUUGGUUUGUAUCAAAAAAUAAAGUUUUUGAUAUUAAAGACAAUAGUGUCAAGCAAAAAUAAGAAAUAUGCAUAUUAUUUUAUUUGCUUGUUAUUUAAUAGUUUUUAGAGUUUAUUGCCUACCCACUGGUGAUGGUAAUCAGGGCAUUGAUGUUAUAAAUAUGGAUACAGAUGGAGAGAAGGAGAUAGAAAAAGACUGCACAGACAUAUGGUGUGAAUCAUACAGUUUAUCUGAGGUACACCAAAUGUACAAAGGGUUGUUCAUGACAGAAUACGAGCUGUUUUUACAACAAUUCAUGUUUGACAUAGAUAGAGAUUAUAUUCUGUAUAAGGAAGGUAUAAAAAAUUUAGGACAGAUUGAUGGAUCCCAGGGUGAUGGUGACUCAUGCUGUGUUACAAAACAGAGUACACACAUACAAUAUACAAUGCAAAAUAUCUUCGGACAGACACGCCAUAUUGUUCAUCUUACAAGUGCUCCGCAACCAAAGUAUCAGUAUAUAACACAAGCUAAAUGCAUAGGAAAGAGGAAAUGUGACGGAUUAUGUGUAUUAGAGGACACUGUUAGAACUGUUCUUGUAUAUGAUACAAUACGACGGCAACUGACAUUUGAUCAGCUCUUAGUUCCAACAUAUUGCUCCUGCAAAAGAGUAUCAGGAUAAAUGAACAUUUAGACCAAACGACAAAGUCUGUAUUUAUGUAAAAGAAAACAAUUGUUGAUAAGCCUAUCUACAUCGUUAUGUAAUAUGAAAGUAGAGGUUUUACUUAGUGGUUGAACUAUUAAAUCUGAUUCAGAAUCA
Molecule: messenger RNA, 842 nt
Organism: Ruditapes philippinarum (Manila clam)
Lineage: Eukaryota; Metazoa; Mollusca; Bivalvia; Venerida; Veneridae
Exons: 4
Coding region: 114-704 (196 amino acids)
Source: RefSeq, a predicted model, not a curated record